AUGCAGGGAUGGUGGGGCCAGGGCUGUGUGUCCCUGAGGGGCUGCGUGCCCCUGAGGGGCUGCAGUGGCCCUCGGGGCUUCCUGUGCCUUCUGUGUGCUGCCUCCUUCCUGCAGGGCAUGACGGUCAAUGGCUUCAUCAACACGGUGGUCACGUCAGUGGAACGGCGCUUCCAGCUGCCCGGCUCACACAGCGGCCUCAUCGCCAGUGCCUAUGACGUGGCCUCCUGCCUCUGCCUCACCUUCGUUAGCUACUUUGGGGGCAGUGGGCACAAACCCCGCUGGCUGGGCUGUGGAGUGCUGGUCCUGGGCCUAGGCUCGCUGCUCUUCGCCCUGCCGCACUUCACCUCUGGCCCCUAUGAGGCGACAGGUGGUGGCGCAGCCAUUUGCGGGGCCAACCAGACACGGUGCCUGGACAGCAACCCCGGCCUGCUGGGCCCCCAGAUGCUCUUUGUGCUGGGCCAGCUGCUGCAUGGGGCAGGCGCCACACCCCUCUACACACUGGGCGUCACCUACCUGGAUGAGAACGUGGCUUCCCACCUUGUGUCCUUGUACAUCGCUGCAUUCUAUACGGCUGCCAUCCUGGGCCCCGCUGCUGGCUACCUGAUUGGUGGAGCCUUGCUAAACAUCUACACGGAGCUGGGCCACCGAACGGAACUGACCCCCGAGAGUCCGCUCUGGGUGGGUGCCUGGUGGAUCGGCUUCCUGGCUGCCGGCGCAGCUGCUUUCUUCAUCGCUGUCCCCCUCCUUGGAUACCCGAGGCAGCUGCCAGGUUCCCAGCACUACAUGACCAUGAAAGCAUCUGAGGCCCAACGCCUGAGAGAUACCCAGCAGGCCACCAGCAACCCUGACUUUGGCAAAACCCUCAAAGACCUGCCCCGCUCUGUCUGGCUUCUCCUGAGAAACCCACCCUUUCUACUGCUCUGCCUGGCGGGGGCAGCUGAGGCCACGCUGGUUGCCGGCAUGUCCACCUUUGGCCCCAAGUUCCUCGAGUCCCAGUUCAACCUGAGUGCUUCAGAAGCUGCUACACUGUUCGGAUACCUGGUGGUGCCAGCAGGCGGCGGUGGCACUGUCCUGGGUGGCUUUCUGACCAGCAGGAGCAAACUACGCGGAGCCAGACUGACCAGGCUCUGCCUGCUCUGCACGCUGACCAGCCUGCUGGCCACGCUUGCCUUCCUGUUGCAUUGCCCCGAUGCUCCAGUGGCUGGCGUGACCGUCAGCUACAGUGGCAGUGUCCUGCCUGAAGGCCGACCAGAGCUAAACGCCUCCUGCAACGCUGGGUGUGGCUGCCAGCCUGAACACUACAGCCCUGUGUGCGCCCCCCACGGCCUCCAAAACCUAACGUUCUAUUCGCCCUGCCAUGCUGGGUGCCCAGGGCCUGCCACACAAGACCAUGAUGGCCAGCAGGUGUACCUAGACUGCCGCUGUCUCCCGCACAGCGCUUCCUCUGUCCCCAGCCUGGCCACUGCCGGAAAAUGUGCCUCUAAGUGCUCAACAAAGCCACUUCUGCUGCUCGCCAUGUUCAUCGUAAUAUUCUUGACCUUCGUCAGCAGUGUUCCCGCACUCACGGCCACUCUGCGGUGUGUCUCUGAGUCACAGAGAUCCUUCGCUCUGGGAAUCCAGUGGAUUGUGGUCAGGACACUAGGUGGCAUCCCAGGACCCAUGGCUUUUGGCUGGAUCAUUGACAGGGCCUGUGUGCUGUGGCGCCCAGGCUGUGGCCGGCCUGGCUCCUGCCUACUCUACCAGAAUGCAGCAUUGAGCCGCUACAUGCUAGCUGCGGGGCUGGCCUACAAGAUGCUGGGCUUAGUUCUCUUUGCCACCACCUGCUUCCUGUACAAGCGCCCCAUGGACCUGACACCGCACAGCCAGUCAUCAACCUCCGACAGCCCAGCCAACAGACAGCUGCAGAGUCGCGUCUGAUGUCCAUCAGUGCCCAGGAG
Suncus etruscus (white-toothed pygmy shrew) is the source of this 1937-nucleotide messenger RNA. It is a transcript of the gene SLCO4A1, whose product is annotated as solute carrier organic anion transporter family member 4A1. Gene Ontology annotation, cellular component: membrane. Bases 1 to 1917 code for a protein of 638 amino acids. Lineage: Eukaryota; Metazoa; Chordata; Mammalia; Eulipotyphla; Soricidae. Gene Ontology annotation, molecular function: protein binding. The transcript has 11 exons. Gene Ontology annotation, biological process: sodium-independent organic anion transport; transmembrane transport. The record is from RefSeq and is a predicted model, not a curated record.